AUGGAUGAUGAAGUAUUUGGUGUAAUACUAUAUGUUGCACCUGAGGUCCUGCGAACCAAAAAAUAUAUAACUGCUAGUGAUAUUUACUCCUGUGGAAUGAUAAUAUGGGAAAUUUGGAACAGAGAGUAUCCAUUUAGUAGCUGUAGUCAUGAUAUCACCCUCAUUUAUAAUAUUUGUGAUAAAAUUUGGCCAGCUAUUCCUGAUGGUAUACCAAAAUAUUAUCAAGAGCUAAUGAUAUAUUGUUGGGAUCAGAAUCCAUCAAAACGUCCAAUAGCAAAUGAAAUUUUUAAUAUAAUUAGAGAAUGGGAUUAUUUUACCAUUCAAAAUAAAGUCAAAAAAUAUAUAGAAAAUAGAGGAAAGAAAAGAAAGAUUCACAUAGAUGCAAUAUACAAAAGUAGAUCAAUCUCAAAAAUUAUUGAAGAAGCUG
Ambispora leptoticha is the source of this 427-nucleotide messenger RNA. The record is from the annotation of a GenBank genome assembly. NCBI's taxonomy places the organism in Eukaryota, Fungi, Glomeromycota, Glomeromycetes, Archaeosporales, Ambisporaceae.